CACUGGCACGAAGAGUAUCCCGACUGUUCUGGAGUGAUGCAAUCACCUGUUGCCAUUGAAUCGAAAAAAGCAACAUAUGACGUCAGCCUGCUGCAGUUUGGAUUUAAGGGAUUUUCUGAACGAGUGCAUGCAAAUAUGACGAUGAAAAACAAUGGACACACUGUUCAAGUGGACAUUGUGGAUACGUCAUUGAGAACACACGGAGGUGGAGUGACUGGUGGAUACAAGCCUGUACAGUUUCAUUUCCAUUGGGGAGCAGACAAUUCCAAAGGCUCUGAACAUGUUAUUGACAACCACCAUUAUCCGAUGGAGAUGCAUAUAGUCCAUUAUUCUGAUAGGUUCCAGAAGAUCGAAGAUGCUAUUGAUAAACCAGAUGGUCUUUUGGUCUUGGGAUUUUUCUUUGAGGUAAAUAUUAACAUAUACAAAAUGAAAUGA
Mytilus californianus (California mussel) is the source of this 435-nucleotide messenger RNA. RefSeq names its product carbonic anhydrase 2-like. Gene Ontology annotation, cellular component: plasma membrane. The coding region runs from base 37 to 435 and encodes 132 amino acids. The transcript has 3 exons. Gene Ontology annotation, molecular function: zinc ion binding; carbonate dehydratase activity. The record is from RefSeq and is a predicted model, not a curated record. NCBI's taxonomy places the organism in Eukaryota, Metazoa, Mollusca, Bivalvia, Mytilida, Mytilidae.